Messenger RNA from Sus scrofa (pig), 2927 nucleotides. RefSeq names its product cholinergic receptor nicotinic alpha 5 subunit (gene CHRNA5). Gene Ontology annotation, biological process: monoatomic ion transmembrane transport. NCBI's taxonomy places the organism in Eukaryota, Metazoa, Chordata, Mammalia, Artiodactyla, Suidae. Gene Ontology annotation, molecular function: transmembrane signaling receptor activity; acetylcholine-gated monoatomic cation-selective channel activity. Gene Ontology annotation, cellular component: postsynaptic membrane. The record is from RefSeq and is a predicted model, not a curated record.
CCUCCUCGCGCGCCCCCAGCCCGCUGGGGUAGUCCAGGCGGGGCAGUGCGGGCUGCCUCGGUCUCAGCUGAAGAGCGGAGCGGCGCUUCCGCAGCGGCUGCUCUCGUUCGACUAUAACCCACACUCCCCGCUCCAUCCCCCGAGUCCGCAUUCCCCGUGGGGAGGCGGCUCCCUGCGUUCCCACGCGGGUCCUGGGCGAUGGCGGCGAGGGGGUCCGGGCGCGAGGUCCUCAGCCUCGGGCCCCACCUGCUUCAUUUCCUCAACCUUUUUCAGCUGGUGGCCGGGCGCUGGGGCCCAGCGAGCGCGGGGGGCGGCGUGCCCAGAGGAUUAACUGAACCGUCCUUUGUGGCAAAACACGAAGAUAGUUUGUUUAAGGAUUUAUUUCAAGACUACGAAAGAUGGGUUCGUCCUGUGGAACACCUGAAUGACAAAAUAAAAAUAAAAUUUGGCCUUGCAAUAUCUCAAUUAGUGGAUGUGGAUGAGAAAAAUCAGUUGAUGACCACCAAUGUCUGGUUGAAACAGGAAUGGAUAGAUGUAAAAUUAAAGUGGAACCCGGAUGACUACGGUGGCAUAAAAGUUAUACGUGUCCCUUCAGACUCUCUCUGGACCCCAGACAUCGUUUUGUUUGAUAAUGCAGAUGGACGUUUCGAAGGGGCCAGUACCAAAACCGUCGUCAGGUACGACGGCACUGUUACCUGGAUGCCACCGGCAAACUACAAAAGUUCCUGCACCAUCGAUGUCACAUUUUUCCCAUUUGACCUCCAAAACUGUUCCAUGAAAUUCGGUUCUUGGACUUACGAUGGAUCCCAGGUUGAUAUCAUUUUGGAAGACCAAGAUGUGGACAAGAGAGAUUUUUUCGAUAACGGAGAAUGGGAAAUUGUGAGCGCGACGGGAAGCAAAGGAAACAGAACCGACAGCUGUUGCUGGUACCCUUACAUCACUUACUCAUUUGUCAUUAAGCGCCUGCCCCUCUUUUACACCUUGUUCCUUAUUAUACCCUGUAUUGGGCUCUCGUUUUUAACCGUACUUGUCUUCUAUCUUCCUUCAAAUGAAGGUGAAAAGAUUUGUCUCUGCACUUCCGUACUUGUCUCUCUGACCGUCUUCCUCCUUGUAAUUGAAGAGAUCAUACCCUCGUCUUCCAAAGUCAUCCCGCUGAUUGGAGAGUACCUGGUGUUUACCAUGAUCUUUGUGACACUGUCCAUCAUGGUCACUGUCUUUGCCAUCAACAUCCAUCACCGUUCCUCUGCAACCCACAACGCCAUGGCUCCAUGGGUCCGCAAGAUAUUUCUUCACAAGCUUCCCAAGCUGCUUUGCAUGCAGAGCCACGUAGACAGGUACUUCGGUCAGAAGGAGGAAACAGAGAGCAGCAGUGGACCGCGAUCUUCUAGAGACACCCUGGAGGCGGCGCUUGAUUCUAUUCGCUAUAUCACGAGACACGUCAUGAAGGAGAAUGAUGUCCGUGAGGUUGUUGAAGAUUGGAAAUUCAUAGCCCAAGUUCUUGAUCGGAUGUUUCUGUGGACUUUCCUCCUGGUUUCAAUUGUUGGAUCUCUUGGGCUUUUUGUUCCUGUUAUUUAUAAAUGGGCAAAUAUAGUAGUACCAAUUCAUAUUGGAAAUGCAAAUAAGUGAUACUUCCCAAAAAACAGUAGCAGGAAUUUAGUUAAAAGGCACAUAUCUAUUAUGACCCUAUAAAAAUUCUGAAAAUGCAAAUUAGGUUUAAAUCUGGUGCAAGCCCUAAUAGAUGACAGAGUUACCAACAUUGCUUCAUCUUAAUAGAUUGCCCAUUAGAACACUUAGCUGCAUGACUGAAGUAUGAUACUAACAUUUGAUUUUAUAAAAAUAGCAAAAUGUUAUCUAAACUGUACUAGUAAAAAAUGUUUGUAUCCUGGCAAAUAAUUCUACUUUGUAAUCAACAGUGAAGUUCAUCUUUUGACUGAGCUGGAAAAUUCCGGUUGUAUUUGAAGACUGAUUCCAAAACUUUCUGCAUUUGGUAAAGGUACACAUUUAAAAAUUCUCUUGCCCUGUGUUUAUUGGGUAACAGCUAAUAUUUAGUAUAAUAUUAUACUGCUAUAUUAAAUAGGCUGACUGCUUGGUAUCAUAAUGACUGAAUAUGAUAUUUCUUUUCUAUAACUAAUAUUUUUUAAAAAUGAAAAAUGGGGACUGCGAACUCCUUUAAGGCUUAUUUUAUUUUUUAGAUGCUUAAACUGAACAAUUAUUGUAUUAACUAUUUUUACAGCUUACCUUCCAUUGUGAAAUCAACAACUCAUGUGGACAUGCAGUAACAUAUCAUUAAUUUCAAUCCUCUUGUUCACAUUUUCCACAAUUACUAGAACCACCUUCUAUAUAAAUUGUGGUAGCAUUUUUUUAUCCUUGAUCUUAGAAGUAUCUACUACAAUUAAGUGAAACCCAUUUUAACAAUCUGUCUGUGGACACUACUAAAUUAUUCUGUGAAAAAGCCAUCUUCCAAGAUUCAAGAUUGCAUUCUAAUUAUGUAUAAUUAGGCACCUUGUUACAUACCUAUAAUGUUUCAAUUUUUUCUCUUUCAACAGUUACUGUACAAGAAUCUUACGGCUGCAAGGGCCUUUAGACAUAAUGUAAUCUUAGCCUAUUACAGCUUACUUAGUACAGUGUCAUGUAUCACAGGUAGAGAAGAUAAAAUUUCAUCUCUAAAUGACUCUGACUCAACUAUGACUGGGAAGAAAAUACUGAUAGAAAUCUUGCAUUUGAUUUAGAACUCUGAGCUCUUGAGAGAACAAAUGCCUUAUUUAUUCACAGCAAGUAACUGGUUUAAGUUCAAGUCAACACUCUUUGGAAGGCGUUAGGGGAUCCUGUCUAAUUUGCAUUUUAUUGUAGCUCCGUGUUUAAUGCUGUUUGAUGAGUGAGUCUCCUUGCUUGAUGAGUUUAAAUUGCCUGGUGGCUGUCAUAGCAUG